Archocentrus centrarchus (flier cichlid) is the source of this 1898-nucleotide messenger RNA. RefSeq names its product retinoschisin 1a (gene rs1a). Gene Ontology annotation, molecular function: signaling receptor activity. The transcript has 6 exons. The record is from RefSeq and is a predicted model, not a curated record. NCBI's taxonomy places the organism in Eukaryota, Metazoa, Chordata, Actinopteri, Cichliformes, Cichlidae. The coding region runs from base 80 to 778 and encodes 232 amino acids. Gene Ontology annotation, cellular component: plasma membrane.
GUAAUCCACCCUUCCUAUCACUGCUGGCUUGGAUGCUCAGUCUAUGGUCAGUCUGGUCUGGUUUGGAGCAGGAUAGAAGAUGGCUCUCAUCAUUCUGCAUUUCCUGCUGGGCCUCCUUCUUCUGGGAGCAAAUGUGUUUACCAGCAUUUAUGCUCAGGAGACCGCUGUGUCAGAGACGUGGACCAGCAGGUCUUGCAAAUGUGAUUGCGAUGGAGGAGAAUCGCCGACGGAGGUUCCCUCCGUUGGGUCUGGCACAUCUUUGGUGCGAGGAGUAGACUGCAUGCCGGAGUGUCCCUACCACAGGCCUCUUGGCUUUGAGGCUGGAUCAGUAAGUCCAGACCAGGUCACCUGCUCCAACCAGGACCAGUACACCGGCUGGUUCUCCUCAUGGCUGCCGAGUAAGGCCCGACUCAACAGCCAGGGCUUUGGGUGUGCCUGGCUGUCUAAGUUCCAGGACAGCAGUCAGUGGCUGCAGAUUGACUUAAGCGAGGUGAUGGUGGUAUCGGGGAUCCUCACUCAGGGCCGCUGUGAUGCCGACGAGUGGAUUACAAAGUACAGCGUUCAGUAUCGCACAGAUGAGAAGCUCAACUGGAUCUAUUACAAAGACCAGACUGGAAACAACAGGGUGUUUUAUGGGAACUCCGACCGGUCCUCGUCUGUGCAGAACCUUCUGCGGCCGCCCAUCGUGGCGCGCUACAUUCGCAUCCUCCCUCUGGGAUGGCACACGCGCAUCGCUCUGCGCCUGGAGCUGCUGCUCUGCAUGAACAAAUGCAUGUAAACCGCUCCUGUCAUCGCCCCCGAGGCCUUGUCCCAAAGCUCCAAAUGAAGCCUCAUCCUCAGUGUAUGGUCUGUGAUUAUAUUUAACAGAUUGUCCUUUAAAAUAUUCAGUAUGGACCCCCCCCCCAUCCCUCCAUCCCACUUAAAUACAAACAAAACAGCUAAAACACACUUAUACUUGCAUUAAAACAGGUUUGUUUGAUAUGUACAAUGAGCUUUCAUUCACUCCACUCUGCAUUGUCUGUAUUAAACCAGUCUCACACUGGGGACUUCAAUUUGGGGAGUUCUCAAUAGAUUGCUCCAUUUGCAAUGAAAAGGCAUAAACUGAAAGCAGUAAUUAGGCAUGGAGAGGGAGAGGCAGCGUUGCUAUGGCGGUUGUAUCUGCAGUUCUGAUAGAAAUCCAGAUCAUUUACGUUGUUCUGUGAUAGGCCGAUAAAUAAUGUGUCUGCUUCUCCUGAUAGUCUAAUUGUAACUGGGAAUUUACACAGCAAAUUUCCCCUCCUUAUUUACCUUAACGGAUCAGUGUGCUGGUAGUCUACAUUUUUCAUACUUCUUAGCAAAUCACAUGAAAAGACCAAAACCAACAAUGAGCUGGUCCUAAUUACAAUCACAGCUUGGGUUUCCAAAGCCUAAUAAAGCAUUUUUCUAUAUUUCUAAUCAUUCAGUUUAUAGUUAAUCAGUCACAUAUACGGCAUUUAGCAGCUAGGGGGUCAGAGUGUAGCAAAAGUGUAUUAUUCUGCAGCUUAAGCACCGGUCACCACCAGAUGCUGUGCCCAGCCGUUUUAGAUAAUUGGAUAGGAAUUACAAACUGCUGUCUUUGGUCUUCUCAUUGCAUUUGUUAAUAUGAUUUUUUGGUCAUAAUGCCUAAUUUGACUUCCUGUUUUCUUGAUUUUUUUGUUUGUUUUUCAGUGAAUCUUCAGUGCUGUGUAAAUAUUGAGGCAUUCACAAACGUUCAGAUGUGGUUUGGUAUUGUGGUUAAUUCCUGAUUGCUUUCUUUAACAAUUUAAUUCAAUUUCCCAUGAUGCUUAGGGAAUACAUUGCAGAGGUGAAUUUCCUCUGAAGAUGUGCUCUUUAUUGUAUCUAUAAACCAUGUCCUUGAAUAAACUAAAUGUUUCUUUUCA